Messenger RNA from Guyanagaster necrorhizus, 2683 nucleotides. RefSeq lists its product as uncharacterized. The coding region runs from base 53 to 2584 and encodes 843 amino acids. Gene Ontology annotation, molecular function: zinc ion binding; DNA-binding transcription factor activity, RNA polymerase II-specific; DNA binding. The transcript has 16 exons. The record is from RefSeq and is a predicted model, not a curated record. NCBI's taxonomy places the organism in Eukaryota, Fungi, Basidiomycota, Agaricomycetes, Agaricales, Physalacriaceae. Gene Ontology annotation, biological process: DNA-templated transcription; regulation of DNA-templated transcription.
CGAUGACGAAAGCCGGCACUGCACUGUCUGCAUUACUUUUCCUACUGACUCCAUGUUGGGAAACGAGGACGACUACAUCUACAAGAAGAGGAGACUGCACAGAGCAUGCGAUUUUUGUCGACGCAAGAAAAUACGCUGCGAUGGUGUAAAAAUGGAUGGAAGUGACCGGUGCUCCAAUUGUAGAUUGUACGAUGCGGAAUGCACGUACCUCGAAGCAGCCCAAAAGCGUACAGUAUCAAAGGGGAAUAUCGAGCCUUGGCCAGAUAAAAGAGUCCAGAGACAGGAUAAUGUAAUGAGCAAUUUUGUUCAUGAAGGAGAAGAUUCCCGCCGUAUUUCCUCGCGUGCCGAUGGGCUUUCCUCUACCUCCGCGCCUUCCACACACAAUUCAAGCUCACCUCUCAUGCCUCUGAAAGAACUGGCUGCUACAGGGCGCUCCCAGAAUUUAACUAAUGAUUUGUCAAGCAUAAAGCAGGAGGAGUGCGACGAUUAUUUGAAACUCUCCGACGACUUUCAACGACUUGAAGUGCGAGACGAUUCCGUGUACCGAUUCUUUGGCAAAUCCAGCAGCAUACAACUUAUUCAGACAGUCAUUGAUCUCAAACAUGGAUAUGUGAACCAUGAAGAUUCAUGGAUCCCAUCUAACUUAUUUGAUGCAAUGCGCCCGGAAUUUAGGACGAAACGAUCUUGGGAAUGGAACGACACAGCGCCGCCCUAUAUAUGCACAUACACGUUCCCGCCAGACGAUCUCCUAGCGGAUUUGAUCGACAUAUUUUUAAAUAGGAACGACAUAUCGUUCCCAUGUCUCCAUGGACCUACGUUCCGACGGUGCGUCAAAGAUAACCUCCAUCUCAGAGAUGAGAUGUUUGGCGCUGUUGUAUUGUUGGUGUGCGCUAACGCUUCGCGGCUAUCUGAUGACCCCCGAGUAUUGCUCGACGGAGAAGAUUCAAAGCAGUCAAGUGGUUGGAAAUGGUUCAAUCAGGUGCAAAACACGAGACGGUCACUGCUCGCACUGCCAACUAUACAUGAUCUGCAGUUUUAUUGUUUGUUUGGAUCAUUCAUCUUUGGCACGUCUUCACCACAGUCAUGCUGGACAGUAAUCGGAAUGGGGAUACGGCAAGCUCAAGAUAUCGGAGCGCACAGGAAACGGAACGGUCCGCCCACUGUGGAGAGCGAGAUGGUAAAAAGGGCGUUCUGGUGUUUAGUGGCAAUGGAUCGAGAUGCCAGCUGUGCAUUGGGUCGACCAAGUGGGAUAAAUGAUGAGGACAUCGAUGUCGACUUUCUCAUCGAAUGUGACGACGAAUAUUGGGAAAAUCCAGAUCCCGAGAAAGCCUUCAAACAACCUCCUGGAAGACCGUCUAGAAUAGCUUAUUUUAAUACAACCUUGAGGCUGAACCAAUUACUUGGAUCCUGUUUACGCACUAUAUACUGCCCGAACAAGUCGAAAGUUCUUUUAGGUUUCGUCGGCAAAGAGUGGGAACAGCAUAUUGUGGCCGAGCUCGAUUCCGCGUUGAAUAAAUGGGUAGAUUCGAUACCUGAGCAUCUUCGGUGGGACCCCCAUCGUGAGGAUGAACUAUUCUUCAAUCAAUCUGUAUGCCUGUACACUUCGUACUACCACCUUCAAAUCCUCAUACACCGGCCCUUCAUACCAUCUCCACGAAAUUCAAGCCCAUCACAAUAUCCAUCGCUUGCGAUAUGCACGAAUGCUGCUCGUUCAGUGAGUCAUCUUAUAGAUGUACAACGACGAAGAGGUGGAUUUUGGGCUCAGCCUGGAUGUCUUCUUGACACCUUCGCUGCCGGAAUCGUCCUGUUACUGAACAUUUGGGGAGGGAAAAAGUCAGGUCUUGCCCUCAACUCGAAGAAAGAAAUGCAGGAUGUUUACAAGUGUAUGCAGGUGCUGAACGAUAUGGAAUCUAGUUACCAUUUGGCUGGACGAUUAUGGGAUAUCAUGUAUCAGCUGGCUAAUGCUACCGACUUGCCGCUACCUCAGCAGGAUUCUUCACCCGCGCAAAAACGAGGGCGCGACCAUGAUAUAACAGGCACGGCUUCUGACUCCGAUUCAAAUCGGUCUCAGAACGAUUCAUCAGAGGAGAUGUCUCCAUUUGCGCCCGGCUUCGCUGUUUUUGACUCUGGGGACAUUAGUACACAUCCGCAGCAAUCAGCCAGACAGGCCUAUACGAAAGGCUCAGCAUCCAAUCCGAUAGCUGGACCAUCUCAUGCUCCAUAUACCUCACAGGAUCAUCUGUUCGACCUACCGAUGCAUAGCGCUGAUCUGGGGAAGAUGCCACUUCACGGUUUGGUGAGCUUCACCGACGAGAUUCGGGAUCCGAGUCAACAGUGGGCGGCGACUACUUCGGCGUAUAAUGCUGGGGCGUCAUACAACAUGAAUGUACCAUCGAGCGUGCCACAGGGUUUUUCUUUUCCAACGAAUAGCGAUGGAGAUCUUCUGUCACCAUUAGGUACGUUGAUUCCGGAGCAGCUUGACGAUAACGCCAUGGCUGUAUGGUCAAAUGCUCCGAAUGGGUUCGAGUUGUAUGACUGGAUGGCGUACCUUGAUGGCGUCUCUCAUGAGAAUGACGUUGAAUAGCAGUGAAGGCGCACUAUUUUGGUUAAAACCUAUGUGUAUCACAAUUAGUUCUGUAUUAUCCUCAAUCUUUCCAUAGAACUUUAAUGUAUCAUUUGCCAG